Zingiber officinale is the source of this 1236-nucleotide messenger RNA. RefSeq names its product protein LTO1 homolog. Lineage: Eukaryota; Viridiplantae; Streptophyta; Magnoliopsida; Zingiberales; Zingiberaceae. The coding region runs from base 659 to 1096 and encodes 145 amino acids. The record is from RefSeq and is a predicted model, not a curated record. The transcript has a single exon.
UCCAUUUCUUUUUCUUUUUCUUUUUCUUCUCUUCCUCUGCGUCGCCGUUUUCUCCCCUCACCAGACACGCCGAAGCCCUUCGUCUCCUCCACCCGACGGCGCCGCCCUCCCUCACGUCGUUUCCUCUUCUUCCCCGCAUACAAGACCCCUCGGCCAAGGAAGCCCCGAGCCUUCUCUGCGUCGACUCGUCCCCUUCUCUCCCGGAUCUCUCCUGUGCCGACGCUGUGCCAAACCACCGCCGGCCUUGUCUCCCUUUCUCGGAGUCGCCCUCUGCACGGAAGAGUCAAGCCCUAGACGAGCCCUUGCCGAUCUCCCCGACUCCAGCCUCUGCCGAUCUCACGGCAGAUCGCCGGUUGCCGCCGCCUCCACCGCUACUGCGCCCUCUGCUCCGUCGCCUCGUCGAGCACCGGCGCAAGGACUCCUCCUCUCCGGCACGGAUCCACUGAUCGCCCCAGAUCCGUCCGAUUGCCCUUCUCCCUGAGUCGCCGCUGUGCAGGCGGAUCGUCAGCCAAGAGGAGGGGGGGAGGCUGAACCCUAGCAAUUCGUCCACCGCCAUCUCCUUUCUGUUGAUCCACUGUUUGCUCGCUUUCUUCUCGUGCAGGUUAGUUAACAUUCUUUAGCUCAAUCCAAGUAUUUCCUCCCUAUUUCCGUUGUCCGCAUGGAGGGAAAACCCGGAGACGACGAUUUAGAUCUGUUCGACUCCGCGGUGCUUCUGGAUGAAGCCUUGCGCCAGGAGGGUUUUGACGACGGAUACAAAGACGGUUUGAUUUCUGGCAAGGAGGAAGGGAAAGAGGUGGGACUGAAGACGGGCUUUCAAGUCGGCGAGGAGCUCGGCUUCUACCGAGGUUGUGUUGAUGUAUGGAAUUCCUUGCUUCAUAUCGACCCUGAGGCAUUCUCAUCCAGGAUCCGAAAAAACGUCCAGCAACUGGAAGAUCUGCUGAAGAAGUAUCCGCUGCUGGACCCCGAAAAUGAGGAUGUUCAGGAAGUCAUGGAGGCCAUUCGACUAAAGUUUCGGAUUAUCACAGCGAAUAUGGGGGUGAAAUUGGAUUAUGAAGGAUACCCCAAGUCAUCAGCAGCAGGUAUCGAGGAUGUUUAAUUCAUAUGUUCGAACAAAUCAUGUUGAUCUUAAAGUUAUUAGUUUUGUAAUGUUUUGUAUGAAUAUGGGCGUCGACUUUGACCCUUCCGUUGUAUUUACGGGUAAAGAAUUAAUUAUGUUCAACCAUCGUGAUAACCGUA